Messenger RNA from Dreissena polymorpha, 1534 nucleotides. Its product is annotated as procathepsin L-like. Gene Ontology annotation, molecular function: cysteine-type endopeptidase activity. Lineage: Eukaryota; Metazoa; Mollusca; Bivalvia; Myida; Dreissenidae. Gene Ontology annotation, cellular component: lysosome. The record is from RefSeq and is a predicted model, not a curated record. The coding region runs from base 168 to 1172 and encodes 334 amino acids. The transcript has 9 exons.
CUUUAUUUUCGCAUCGUCAUCGGAGGCUUUUUGCAGUAACUCAAACGCGUAUCACAUGGAAUAUAACUCAGUUUGCAUUUGAAGGUAGAUUAGAAAAGGGUAUAUAAGGUAAAGGUCUGUAACAUACAAAUCACUUGUUGUUUGGGAAAUUUGAACUACCAGUAAAGAUGAUUCGCGCAGUCGUAUUGUCCUGCCUCGUUGCCUGUAGUCUGGCUUUGAAUGCCCAGCUCAAUGAAGAAUGGGAGUCAUACAAACAGGUCUACGAGAAGGCUUACGAGGCCAACGUUGAGCUGCUCAGACGUGAGAUCUGGGAGAGCAACAUCCGGUACAUCCAACAGCACAACCUCGAGGCCGACCGUGGACUCCACACCUACACACUCGGCAUGAACAAAUACGGUGACAUGACCCACGAGGAAUUUGUUGCCACCAUGAACGGUCUUAAGAUGAACCUGAGUGACCCCAACCCCAAAUCUGCCUGCAGUAAGUUCACCCCUCCACUGAACGUGAAACUGUCUGACUUGCCCGACACCGUCGACUGGAGGACGCAGGGUUACGUCACACCAAUUAAAGACCAGGGUCAGUGUGGUUCCUGCUGGUCAUUCUCUACCACUGGUUCCCUGGAAGGCCAGAACUUCAAAAAGACUGGAACCCUCACCUCCCUGUCCGAGAAGAACCUGAUGGACUGCUCAGCGAAAUAUGGUAACCAUGGUUGCCAGGGCGGUUUGAUGGAUCAGGCUUUCGCUUACGUCAUUGCCAAUGACGGCAUAGACACCGAGACAUCAUACCCCUACCAGCCAGUUAACGGCAAAUGCAAGUACAACCCCUCAAACGUUGGAGCCACCGAGAAGAGCUGUAUGGAUAUCAAUGCCGGGUCAGAGGCUGACCUUCAAGCCGCCGUAGCAACCGUGGGACCAAUCUCCGUUGCUAUUGACGCCAGUCACCCAUCAUUCCAGCUCUACAAGUCUGGAGUGUAUAACGAGAAGAAGUGCUCAUCCACUAAUCUCGAUCACGGUGUGUUGGCUGUUGGAUAUGGAUCUCAAGACUCAAAGGAUUAUUGGCUCGUCAAGAACAGUUGGGGAUUGAGCUGGGGAAUGAAGGGAUACAUCAUGAUGUCUCGUAACGUGAAGAACCAGUGCGGUAUUGCCACUGCUUCUAGCUUCCCGACCAUGUAAACAUCUCGUUGGUGGAUUCAAGGGGAACACUCAUUUUGAUUGGUGGUCUAAUUUUUCAUAAACGACAAUUAAAACAUAGGAUCAGUAAAUACAAAACCAGAGACUUUCCUGAUUUUCAGAUCCAAAUAUAAGACUCUUCUUGAUGUGGUCGUUAUACGUAACAAUCAUAAAUAUAUGGAUAUUAGAUCAAUGUUUAGUUAGAUUGGUAGAUUCAAACAAGAAUUUCCCAUUUGUAAAUGUCAAAAUUUAUUUCCCAAUGGUGAAAUCCAGAUCUGAUUGGAUAUGCUGAAAGUGUGUUGAUUUUGUUUGUGUUGAAUCGACAAUAUAUGUUUUAAUAGAAAAUAAAGAAAAUAUAUAACAUG